Balaenoptera musculus (blue whale) is the source of this 1451-nucleotide messenger RNA. RefSeq names its product solute carrier family 5 member 7 (gene SLC5A7). Gene Ontology annotation, cellular component: plasma membrane; axon; dendrite. Gene Ontology annotation, molecular function: choline:sodium symporter activity. NCBI's taxonomy places the organism in Eukaryota, Metazoa, Chordata, Mammalia, Artiodactyla, Balaenopteridae. Bases 24 to 1451 code for a protein of 475 amino acids. The transcript is spliced from 6 exons. The record is from RefSeq and is a predicted model, not a curated record. Gene Ontology annotation, biological process: synaptic transmission, cholinergic; neuromuscular synaptic transmission; acetylcholine biosynthetic process.
GUGGUCUGUUCUUUGCCAAACCCAUGCGUUCCAAGGGAUACGUGACCAUGUUAGACCCCUUUCAGCAGAUCUAUGGAAAGCGCAUGGGAGGACUCCUGUUCAUUCCCGCACUGAUGGGGGAAAUGUUCUGGGCUGCAGCCAUUUUCUCUGCCUUAGGAGCCACUAUCAGCGUGAUCAUUAGCACCGAUGUGCGCGUGUCCGUCAUCGUCUCUGCCCUUAUCGCCACGCUGUACACCCUGGUGGGCGGGCUCUACUCCGUGGCCUACACAGAUGUCGUUCAGCUCUUCUGCAUUUUCGUGGGACUGUGGGUCAGCGUCCCCUUCGCGCUGUCACAUUCUGCGGUUGCUGACAUCGGGUUCACGGCCGUGCACACCAAGUACCAGAAGCCCUGGCUGGGGACCAUUGAGCCAUUUGAAGUCUACACGUGGCUCGAUAGCUUUCUGUUGUUGAUGCUGGGUGGAAUCCCGUGGCAAGCCUACUUCCAGAGGGUCCUGUCUUCAUCCUCAGCCACCUACGCUCAAGUGCUGUCCUUCCUGGCAGCUUUCGGGUGCAUGGUGAUGGCUCUGCCAGCCAUACUCAUUGGAGCCAUUGGUGCAUCAACAGACUGGAGCCAGACUGGAUACGGGCCUCUUGACCCCAAGGACAACCAACAGGCAGACAUGAUCUUGCCGAUUGUCCUGAAGUAUCUCUGCCCUGUGUACAUUUCUUACUUUGGUCUUGGAGCCGUUUCUGCUGCUGUCAUGUCAUCAGCAGAUUCUUCCAUCUUGUCAGCAAGUUCGAUGUUUGCUCGCAACAUCUACCAGCUUUCCUUCAGACAAAAUGCUUCCGACAAGGAGCUCGUCUGGGUCAUGCGCAUCACGGUGUUCGUGUUUGGAGCUUCUGCAAUGACCAUGGCCUUGCUGACGAAGACGGUGUACGGGCUCUGGUACCUCAGCUCCGACCUCGUAUACAUCAUCAUCUUCCCGCAGCUGCUCUGCGUGCUUUUCAUCAAGGGGACCAACACGUAUGGGGCCGUGGCAGGUUACAUUUCUGGCCUUUUCCUGAGAGUGACCGGCGGGGAGCCGUACCUGAACCUGCAGCCCUUGAUCUUUUACCCUGGUUAUUACAUUGAUAAAAGUGGCAUAUAUAAUCAGAGAUUCCCAUUUAAAACCCUUGCCAUGGUGACCUCAUUCUUAUCCAACAUUUGCAUCUCUUACUUAGCCAAAUACCUAUUUGAAAGUGGAACCUUGCCACCAAAAUUAGAUGUAUUUGAUGCUGUCGUUGCAAGGCACAGUGAAGAAAACAUGGAUAGGACAAUUCUGGUCAGAAAUGAAAAUAUUAAGCUAGAUGAACUUGCACCUGUGAAGCCUCGGCAGAGCAUAACUCUCAGCUCGACUUUCACCAAUCAGGAGGCCCUCCUCAACGUGGAUUCCAGUCCAGAGGGGUCUGGGACUGAAGAUAAUUUACAAUAA